Molecule: messenger RNA, 1095 nt
Organism: Acipenser ruthenus (sterlet)
Lineage: Eukaryota; Metazoa; Chordata; Actinopteri; Acipenseriformes; Acipenseridae
Product: integrator complex subunit 9-like
Exons: 4
Coding region: 430-759 (109 amino acids)
Biological process (GO): snRNA processing
Cellular component (GO): integrator complex
Source: RefSeq, a predicted model, not a curated record
ACUGCGUACUCCUGAUUGAAAACCCUGCUCUAGACGCUUUGUGGUAAAGAGGAAAAAUAAGUAAGAUGACUAUUUUACUAAUAUUCAUUGCAUGUGCAUGAGUUCUAAAUAAAGCAACAACAUAAUGUGUAUAGGGGGAGCUGAGGACAGAUGCGUAACUCCCUCUGCAUCAUUGUAUAGCUACUGUCGUUUGGCGGGUGUGAAAUAACUUUCAGACUCAUUACCCUGAGUGUCCAAUAUACUGUAAAAUCACUUCAUUUUCAAUUUCUGUCAAGUCCAGUGGUUGUUCAGUGGUUUUAACAACCCUGUGUCUAAAGGAACUUACAAGUGCUAGUAUUUUUGUUAGUGUAGUGUCUUUUUUGUGUCAGGCUUCUCCCAGCACCCCUGAAGGAUACAGUAGAAGUGUCGACCUGGAAGAGCUGCUACACAAUGCAGGAAGUGAACUCCGUGUCUGGAUCUUCACUCCUCACUACACAUCCACAGCCCAUGGACCAGAGCUCCCUAAAGAACAGUGAUGUUCUUAUUCUGACUGGCCUGACCCAGAUCCCUACCGCCAACCCUGAUGGCAUGCUGGGAGAGUUCUGCAGCAACCUAGCAAUGACUGUGCGUACCGGAGGGAACGUGUUGGUGCCCUGUUAUUCCUCCGGAGUGAUCUAUGACCUACUCGAGUGUCUCUACCAAUUCAUCGACUCAACUAGCCUGACCACCAUCCCUUUCUACUUCAUCUCCCCUGUCGCAAACAGCUCCCUUGAGUUCUAGCAGAUCUUUGCUGAAUGGCUCUGUCACAAUAAGCAGUCAAAGGUCUACCUCCCAGAGCCUCCCUUCCCUCAUGCUGAGGUAAGACUAAUGCUAGUAGUAGACUAAUACACGAUUCAAACUGGGAGGUCCAUGUAGGUCAAGUGAAUUGAGUCUCCACCAGGGGUCACACAGAGAGUUGGUAGCUGAGAAGAGAUUUGAACCCCUAACACUUUCCUCAUUUCAAAUUCCCAAAGUGAAAUUAAGAGAAUAUUCUUUUUUUAUCAUUGUAAGAAACGGCAAGCCUGCCUCAUUGUUCAGGCAAUGCACUCUGAUUUGCACCUGCUACAAAGCUUUCAC